ACAUUAAUAAUAAUAUUCUAAAAUGAUUAUCAAGUUAUCAUUGUUGAUAUUAACAUUUUGUAUCGUACAGUUAGUUUGUGGUCAGGGAGGAUACCAUGAACUACAAUACGAUGUCAAAGCCCUGCGAGAGUUUGACGACUAUAUUAUUGAUUCAUGUCUAACACCUGAUGGCCAGUUGCCGGACACUGCCGAUGAAAUUGUAGAGUAUUGGUGUCGUAAUGCCCUAUCCAAACAUCUAUACCUACUGGGCCUACUGGAGCGUGCAUUUGAACAUAACAUAGCACUGGUCAAUAUUUUCCGGUUGUCAUCGUUUAGCAAAAUACGUGACGUUCAUCGCAUGUGUCGCAAUCGCCAGAUUUUGCCAGUGAUAGCAAUGGUGUUACGGGUUGUCAACAAGUAUUUACCACAAUUGAUGACCAUAUGUCCGAUUGCCAAAAACACUUACCUGCAUGUAGUCGAUCCCAGAUCGGGACUAACGGCUACACAUUUAGUUUGCUUUAUGAAAAAAUUUAUGGCUCAAAUAUUUGGCGUAUUGCCGCCAACAAUACAAAAAGCAUUUAUGCUGGAUCAGUUAAGAAAGUUCAAACAAAAAUUACCCAUCAUCAAAUUGAUUGUUCAUUUACUUCAUAUCGACACCAACUUUAACGACUGUCCACUACCGCGCCGUCGGGCAGACAAUCCAUUGGGAAUCAGGAGCGACAUAACGGCAUUGCUUAUGGCCUUUGAUAAGGUGUCCACUUAUAGGCAUUAAAUUAAUUAAAAAAAACUUGGAUUUAUUAUUAUUAUUAUUUUGUUGGUUGUAUGACAUUGUAUGAUAUAGAUUAAAAUUGUUUGCUA
Messenger RNA from Oppia nitens, 837 nucleotides. RefSeq lists its product as uncharacterized. NCBI's taxonomy places the organism in Eukaryota, Metazoa, Arthropoda, Arachnida, Sarcoptiformes, Oppiidae. The transcript has 4 exons. The coding region runs from base 23 to 751 and encodes 242 amino acids. The record is from RefSeq and is a predicted model, not a curated record.